Molecule: messenger RNA, 1638 nt
Organism: Lagenorhynchus albirostris (white-beaked dolphin)
Lineage: Eukaryota; Metazoa; Chordata; Mammalia; Artiodactyla; Delphinidae
Gene: ALDOC
Product: aldolase, fructose-bisphosphate C
Exons: 10
Coding region: 148-1242 (364 amino acids)
Biological process (GO): glycolytic process; fructose 1,6-bisphosphate metabolic process
Cellular component (GO): cytosol
Molecular function (GO): fructose-bisphosphate aldolase activity
Source: RefSeq, a predicted model, not a curated record
GGAGCCGGGCUUGGAGCCACAGCUGCUGCGGACCUGAACCCGAGCUGCUCCUGUGGCUGCCGCAGCUAACUCGCCGCGCACAGAAGCUGAGGGAAGAGGGGUGAUGGGUAAUUUUGCCUCAUUCUGAAGCCUCUGAAAACUGUCACCAUGCCCCACUCGUACCCAGCCCUUUCUGCUGAGCAGAAAAAGGAGUUGUCCGACAUUGCCCUCCGGAUUGUGGCCCCAGGCAAAGGCAUUCUGGCCGCAGAUGAGUCUGUAGGCAGCAUGGCCAAGCGGCUGAGCCAAAUUGGGGUGGAGAACACAGAGGAGAACCGCCGGUUGUACCGUCAGGUGCUGUUCAGUGCUGAUGACCGUGUGAAGAAGUGCAUCGGAGGUGUCAUAUUCUUCCAUGAGACACUCUACCAGAAAGAUGAUAAUGGUGUCCUCUUCGUCCGUACCAUCCAGGAUAAGGGCAUUGUCGUGGGCAUCAAGGUUGACAAGGGUGUAGUGCCUCUAGCCGGGACUGAUGGAGAAACCACCACUCAAGGGCUGGAUGGUCUCUCGGAACGCUGUGCCCAGUACAAGAAGGAUGGCGCUGACUUCGCCAAGUGGCGCUGCGUGCUGAAAAUCAGUGAACGCACGCCCUCAGCACUUGCCAUUCUGGAGAAUGCCAACGUGCUGGCCCGCUAUGCCAGCAUCUGCCAGCAGAAUGGGAUUGUGCCUAUUGUGGAACCUGAGAUCCUGCCUGAUGGAGACCAUGACCUCAAACGUUGCCAGUAUGUUACAGAGAAGGUCCUGGCUGCGGUGUACAAGGCCCUGAGUGACCAUCACGUGUACCUGGAGGGGACCCUGCUCAAGCCCAACAUGGUGACCCCUGGCCAUGCCUGUCCCAUUAAGUAUAGCCCAGAGGAGAUCGCCAUGGCAACUGUCACUGCCCUGCGUCGCACUGUGCCCCCAGCUGUCCCAGGAGUGACCUUUCUGUCUGGGGGUCAGAGUGAAGAGGAGGCAUCUCUCAACCUCAAUGCUAUCAACCAAUGCCCCCUUCCCCGGCCCUGGGCCCUCACCUUCUCCUAUGGGCGUGCCCUGCAGGCCUCUGCACUCAACACCUGGCGAGGGCAACGGGAUAAUGCUGGAGCCGCCACUGAGGAGUUCAUCAAGCGGGCCGAGGUGAAUGGCCUUGCGGCCCAGGGCAAGUAUGAAGGCAGCGGAGAAGAUGGUGGAGCGGCAGCACAAUCCCUCUACGUUGCCAACCACGCCUACUGAGUACCCACUCCAUACCACAGCCCUCGGCCCGGCCACCUGCACCCAAUUUUGCCUGUAGUUACGGCCAGGGCCAAGUAGCCAUGAAGAGCCACCCAGCACUGAGCAAUCUUCCUUUUUUCUCCUCCCCUCCCCUCUCCGAUUGUUGCACCUGGGACCAUUGGAUGGGAGGAUAGGGAGCCCCUCAUGACUGAGGGCAGGAGAACUUGCUAGAAGUCAGAGCAGGAUGCCUGGGUCUCCCCCGUGCCUCUGCCAGCCCCCACAGUUUCCCCAUGAUGGGGUUGCUUCUCCUUGGGCUCUCCUUGCCCACCCUCUCUCCUGGGAUCAGAGGGUAGGGCACCAGAGCUGACUCAUGCUUUGGGUACAUACCACAUAGCAAAUAAAUGGUAGCAAAGCAUG